Molecule: messenger RNA, 1671 nt
Organism: Clupea harengus (Atlantic herring)
Lineage: Eukaryota; Metazoa; Chordata; Actinopteri; Clupeiformes; Clupeidae
Gene: taco1
Product: translational activator of mitochondrially encoded cytochrome c oxidase I
Cellular component (GO): mitochondrion
Source: RefSeq, a predicted model, not a curated record
CACUGACUGUACCUCAGCCCUGUACCAGGGACACACUGUGAGUUUUGUUUUACAUCUGUAACGUUAACACAGAUUAUAUUCAUACGAAUUUUGCUCGUAGAAAUGCUGCUGCACUAGCGUUAAGGUAGUGUUUAGCUGUCCCCAUAAUAGCUGUGCACAGAGCUACAGCUAACGUUAACUGUCAGUGCUGCUGCAAGUCAAAUGGAAUCUGAGAAUGUCUUCUUAACUGCCACAUUUUGCUUUUCACGUUUUGAGUGACAGCGAUAGCAGUACAAAAAAUAACUCUUAACCGUAACAAUACGGCAAUCGUCUGUAUUUUCUAGAUUAAAGGGUAACUUGUCUGGUGAGGUCUUACUUUGUUUUUAACUCAAGGGCAAUGGCUGGGGGCGCGGUGUUACUGGCGUUCUUGCCUUAUUCCUGCCGGGUAGCCCUGAGCCAGGCGUCUUUGGUUCCGAGAAUCGGCUGCGUCACCAAAGUUUGUGCGUCAGUGUUGCCUUCACUCUCCAGAUGGGAUUCACGGCCAGUCCGGGGCAUCCACCACACCCCGCCCGUGUGCGCUGGUCACAAUAAAUGGUCGAAAGUCAGAACCGUUAAAAUCCCCCGAGAUGCUGCGCGGGCAAGGAUGAUGGCGAAAUUGACGAUGAUGAUUCGGGUUGCUGUUCGAGAGGGGGGAACGAACCCCGAGUUUAACUUGGCGUUGGCCCAGAUUAUUGAACAGUGUCGGAACAAGAGCAUCCCGAAGGCCACCAUCGAGAACUCCAUCAAAGGAGCCGAGAAGUCCAAGGGAGGCACUCAGCACCUGUAUGAGGUCCGGGGUCCGGGCGGCUACGUGGCUCUGGUGGAGGUUAUAACUGAAAACAACAAUCGCGCCAACCAGGAGAUCAGACACCUCCUCAGCAAACACGGGGCGGCAGUGUGUGACGGGGCACGCCACAGCUUCAGCAGGAAGGGCGUCGUCAUGGCGACGCGGGGGGACAUGUCGUCGGACCAGGCGCUGGAUUUGGCAAUUGAGGCGGGAGCUGAGGAUGUGCAGGAGACAGAGGACGAGGAGGAGAGAGCCAUGCUGCAGUUCAUUUGCGGCAUGGCUGAUAUGCGGGGGGUCCGUGCGGAGCUGGAGAAGCUGGGCGUAACCACGGUGUCGUCGGGGCUGGAGUACGUCGCCACGGCAACGGCGCCGCUGGGCGAGGAGCAGCUGAGCGAUGCCCAUGAGCUUCUGGAGGCGCUCAAGGACUACCCUGAUGUGUUGUGUGUGUGGGACAACAUCGAGGCCAGGGACUAAACCCUGAUGUGUUGUGUGUGUGUGUGGGACAACAUCGAGGCCAAGGACUACCCUGAUGUGUUGUGUGUGUGUGUGGGACAACAUCGAGGCCAAGGACUAAACCCUGAUGUGUUGUGUGUGUGUGUGGGACAACAUCGAGGCCAGGGACUAAACCCUGAUGUGUUGUGUGUGUGUGUGGGACAACAUCGAGGCCAAGGACUAAAUACCCCCUCCUCUCUCUCUCUGAGGGGAGGGGAGAGAUGGACCGAUGGUAGACAGACAGACGGACAGACGGACAGACGGACAGACGGAAGGAAGGAGAGUCGAAGGAGAGUUGAAGCAUUUUGGAUUUCAGGAUUCUAUUCCAGAAUGAUACAGAUGUGCAGACAGAGGAAUGUGGAAUCCUGGAGGAA